AACAGGUUGUGUGGAGUUACCCGAUGUAUGUGGGCGUAUGUGUGACAUUUUGACUUAUAAAAGUAGACACAUCUUUAACACAAGAAGAUAAACAUCCAAAUGGCAGCGAGACGGACAGUCAAGAAACUCACUGCUGUGGAAGUCUUAGCUCUUCUUCAAGAACUCCCUGAUGUAGACUCUGGGGAUAGUGAUGAAGAUUCUUUUGUUGAGGAAUCAGAGUUCGUCCCUUCUGAUUCCUCUGACGAGGAUAUUCCAGUAUCAAUGGAUACGCAGCCGGAACAGCCCGUCCAGUCCAGCUUACGUACACGUAAGCAGACUAAAAGACUAAUAAUUGUUGAGGAAGAGGACAAAGUGGGCAAGCCCUCUUCUGUACAAGGAAACUCUUCCAAAUUCAAGAAAGGCAAUCACAAUGUCCAAGACAAAGACUGCAGGAAACGCAGGUGUGCUGGAGAAAAGUCUUCCUCAUCCCAGAAGCGCAAGCGUACUGAUCAAAAAUUCCAGAAAAGAGAAGAGAAGGUCCAGAAAAGAAAGGAUACGAGCAAGAACUCUAAGACAGAACUUUGUGAGACAGCUAAAGAUGGCACUGUUUGGGUCCGGCGAAAAAUUGAGGACUUCAACAGCCUUCAGCCAACACAGCCAACUCAGACAUCACUUAGCAAAGGAGGACCAACAGAGAUUGCAAGACGGAAAGUGACCAGUCGUUUGCAAAGCUUCCUCUGUCUAUUUACCAUCAGUAUGUUCAUGACCAUCAGAGACUGCACAGAACACAAAGCCCGCAAAACAAACCCUGACUGGAGCACAAGUGUCUACGAGCUGAUGGCAUUUGUUGCCGUUUUGUUGUUCAGAGGAGCGGCUGGCAGAACCGGUGCAAUGCGCGACUCUUGGUCAAAAUACUUUGGCAUUCCAGAAAUCAUGUCCACAAUGUCCAGAGACCGAUAUAAAGAGCUGAUGCGCUAUUUACGCUUUGACAUAAAGGACACUCGUUUGGAACGCCUGCAGGCAGACAAAUUUGCAGCAAUAUCAGAUAUUUGGGGGUGCUUUGUUCAGAACUGUGUGCAAUCAUACGACCCAGGGAAUCACAUAACAGUUGAUGAACAGCUAUUUCCAACAAAGGUCCGAUGUCCUUUUUUGCAAUACAUCGCAUCUAAACCGGACAAGUUUGGGAUAAAGUUUUGGAUUGCAGCAGACUUGAACACUAAAUACAUGUGCAAUGCCAUUCCGUAUUUAGGAAAAGACCCCAACCGUGACAUUGGAGAGCGACUUGCAGACAAUGUUGUGACAAGGCUUAUGGAACCCUUUUUGGACAGGGGCAGGACUGUCACUAUGGACAAUUUUUUCACAUCAUUGUCUUUGGCAAACAGGCUUCUCCAACACAACACAACUCUCCUUGGCACCGUCAACAAAAUUCGGCGGGAAGUUCCAGAACAGGCUAAAAACACCAAAGAACGGGAAGAGUUUUCAACACAGUUGUUCACAUCUGGCAGUGCCCUGCUAACAAUUUAUGCAGCUAAAAAGAAGAAAAAUGUGUGUCUUCUCAGCACGCUGCAUACAAAAGUAGAGGUCGAAGCAGAUUUGCGGCAAAAACCAAAUGUCGUCACAGACUACAACUACCUGAAAUGUGGUGUUGAUGUGCUGGAUCAGAAACUACGUGCUUACACUGUGCGCACAGGAACACGGAGAUGGCCUGUAGCUGUUUUCUACAAUAUCCUGGACAUUGCUGCUUCUAAUGCACAUGUACUGUACAAGGCAUGUACAGGAUCGAAGGAGUCAAGAAGAAAGUUCCAGCAUAAGCUUGCAAUUGAGCUAAGAAACAGACACAUGCAGGAAGUUGCACAGGAGAAAGAAAGAAAAGAGGCACUACGUGAAAUGAGAAGAGUUUCUGAAGGAAAAACAACAACUUGCCAAGUGCAACAGAGUUGUAAGAGAAAUCGCAGUACCGAGAAAUGUGCCAUAUGCCACAAGUACACCUGUCGGAAAUGCAGGAAAGGAUCUCCAUUUGUGUGCAAAAAUUGCUAAAGAAAAAAAAAGCAACAAAAAAAAAAA
Oryzias melastigma (Indian medaka) is the source of this 2043-nucleotide messenger RNA. RefSeq names its product piggyBac transposable element-derived protein 4-like. NCBI's taxonomy places the organism in Eukaryota, Metazoa, Chordata, Actinopteri, Beloniformes, Adrianichthyidae. The transcript is spliced from 2 exons. The coding region runs from base 100 to 2016 and encodes 638 amino acids. The record is from RefSeq and is a predicted model, not a curated record.